Molecule: messenger RNA, 2386 nt
Organism: Anneissia japonica
Lineage: Eukaryota; Metazoa; Echinodermata; Crinoidea; Comatulida; Comatulidae
Product: coiled-coil domain-containing protein 43-like
Exons: 5
Coding region: 227-862 (211 amino acids)
Source: RefSeq, a predicted model, not a curated record
GCAAGCAUCUUACCUUCUUAAAUUUAAACCACACACAGGAAAUGGAAUUCUCGGACAGACUUAAAUUUGAAUGUAAAUCUUUUUUCCCUCCAUUUUAGCAGAGAAAUCUAUGAAAUUGCUGGCAUAAUAUGCAAAUUGUGGAGGGGAAAAAAUGAACUUUACUGUACAGCUAGGUACAGUAUUUGGACACUGAGAAAAUAUCCUGGCAAUUUGUUUCUCUUUCAACAUGGCGAGUGCGGUGUGUGAGCAUGACUUUGGUUCGUGGCUCGUUGACACACUCGAAAAGCUAAGUAUUGACCAUGAAGUGUUCGGCACCUACAUCACAGGAAUUCUAGAAGCAGAAGAUAUAUCAGAUGAAGAAAAAUCAGAAGCAUUGAUUGGUGUUAUCGGCGGUGUAACAGAGGAGGAGAUUGUUGAAACUACAUGUAAAGAGAUCAUAUCAAAAUGGCAAAAGAGUGAACAAGCAACUGCAGAGAAUAAUGUUGACGACUCUCCUUUAGAAAGUUCAGAAACUAAGAUGGCUUCAAUAAUGGAGAAGCACGCCACCACAGUCGUAAAGAAAGAAAUAAACACAAACCAAUCAUCAGCAGAAAAGAAGCGCUUGAUUGCCAAAUAUGGUGAAGUAUCGGAGGAUGAGGAUGAGAAUGAAGUGGAUGAUGCAAAUGCUGAUAUCACCACUUUUAAAAAUAGGAAUGCAGAAGACGUAGUAAGACAGCAGAGGGAACAACGAGAGAAAGACAAGAGUCAACAUGAGCAGCGCAAGGAACAGAACCGUUUACAACAAGAGAAACAAAAACAAGCAGCAUUAGACCGGAAGGAGAAAGAAAAGAAACGUACGCAAAAGCAAGAAAAACAUCGGUAGCAUCCGCCCACUCCACUUGUGCUUUUUUAAUUGAGUGUUAAACCGGGCACUGGCUGUGUCGUAUGGCUGUGGUACAACGAAGCCAACUCCGCUUGCCGUGAGCACUAGACGAAGCAGCGUUGUCUACUGAUUGACAGUGGCAGUCUAAAUGGAUCGUCAUUAAAAAUGAUCCGUUGCGCACGUGUCGUUGGGUUGUGUUCUCCAUAGAAUCGCAGCGGCCGACGACCAUUGGACGUAGUAAUUGCCCGGCUUUAUAAUGUUGCUGACAAUUAUUUUCUGGAAUUAUUACAAAGCUGUGACAACAUUUCUGGACAUUAUAUAAUGUGACAAUAUCAUGAGAAGGUAUUUAAUAACAGUCCGGGCAAAAUCUUCUCUGGGUGGGUCAGAGAUUUUUGGAUUUUUGUGGAAUACGGAGCAGGAGGUGGACCUGGGAACACUGUAUAUAUUUAUUGUUAGCAAGUCAGCCCAUCGCACUGACUUGGCAGGCAGAUAUAGUCUGGCAGACCGAUUUUGGCAGCCAAACAUACUUCAACAGACCGAUCUUUACGUAACAUUUGUGAUGAUACGUCAAGACUUCAUUGCUCUUGAUUCCUGUUAACACGUUCACAGCCAUAAGAACUUUUAUGAUUCAAUCCUAUACGCUAAACUGGCUAUGAGUGAUCUAUUACUCAUACAACAUUAUCGUUAUGACUGUAUUUAACAGGGAGAAUACAGUACAGUUGAUUUUUAGAUAUAGAUCCUCUACGAAAUUCUCAGAUGUGUGCUUGCUGAGCUGACUCAGUCACCAAUUUACAUAGUAAUACAAAAGGCUUACGCUGCAUAAGAGUGCAUUUGUAAUGGUGCACACCAUUAUUUUAGCCAGCAAUGAACAUGUUAGCAUGAGGCUUCUGUUCUUAUCUGUUACCCCUGUGAUUUGAUGUGAUGUGGCAUACAUGGCCUUGUUUUAUUGCAUUAACUAUGUAACCAUUUAUUGAAGGUGCUUAUAGAUUUUUAAAAGUGUUGACAUUUCCAUCAACACUUGCAAAAUAGAAUUUAUUUUCAUAUGAACCAUUAGUUAUUCUUGAAGUCAUGUGUUCGAGUGUUAAGCCACCCAUGCCAGUUUUCUUUGGCACUUCAUUUAUGUUGGACCAUGCCCAGGAGCAUGGAUACAGCACCUGGGUAUGCGAUGUAACUUUAAAUGUUUCCUGUGCGCAAUGUUUAAUUCAUGGAGUUCUCGACCUGUCACAUAUAUAUGUAUCAAUUGACCAAGAAUAACAUAAUUCUCCAAUACUUCGAUAGUGAAAGGCAAUAAAGUGUAAGAAUUUACAAAUUAAAGUUUAAGAAUUUACAAAUUAACUAUUAAUAAUGUUAUGAAAAAUUAAUUUCACAAAGCAGUUUCUAAAAUAAGAUUUCAUUGAACGACAAAAAAAACGACUGUCGCUUGUUGAUUAUUAAUUUUAUUAUCAUUAAUCAGGUAUCUUAUUUUAAUGAGACUACUCUAUCAAUUUAUCAAAAUAUGCUAUUAAAAUAUUUAAUGUAAAUGAA